This is a messenger RNA of Pochonia chlamydosporia 170, 1773 nucleotides long. RefSeq lists its product as hypothetical. The record is from RefSeq and is a predicted model, not a curated record. Bases 1 to 1773 code for a protein of 590 amino acids. The transcript is spliced from 4 exons. NCBI's taxonomy places the organism in Eukaryota, Fungi, Ascomycota, Sordariomycetes, Hypocreales, Clavicipitaceae.
AUGUGCAAGAACCGCAUUGAUCGUAUCAUGAACGGUACCGAGACCUUUGGUACCGUUAACAACCGUACAAUCGCCCAGUACUUGUACAAAGGCAAGGUGGGCGGCAUGAAUCCUGAGUACGCGCGGACGUCGAGACACAAAUUCCUCACCCUCAAGACCGAAGGCUGCCGAGUCAUUUGCGAAGACCCCAUCGACUGGUACUGGCAAACAAACAUCUCUCUGACCCUCAGCAUCAUCUCCAAUUGGAUCCUGCCCAUCAUCGCGUUGCUUGCUGCACUUCCUUACGACUCGUUGCACAGAAGAAACGCCGGUGCCUCUUGGAGUAACGGUCGAGGUAGAUUCUGGGGCACAUUCACUGCCGUGCUGAACUGGCUCGGCUCACCGCAAACAGCUCUCACUGCGACCUUGUUCAACAUCCAUCAGACUCGGAAAUGUCGCGACGAGACCUUGCCAUCAGGCCAGGGUAUAUCUGGGAACGACGCCCUCCGGCCGUUGAAGAACGAUGCUUACUACGUUUUAACCUGCGUAGGCCAGUUCAUGCCUCUAGAAUCUGAUGACACGGGUCGGGGUCAUUUCCUGACAACCCUCAUAUACGGGCUAUUUAACCCUCUUUGCGAUAUAGAAGAGGGUGAACAAAUCCAUGCCGGCGGAGCUCCUCAACAACCGAUGCUCACUCCGCCCAAGGCGGGAGCCAAACAAAUGACUACAGAACUUCUCCGAGAAAUGGCUUUCCAGCUGAGAAUGCUGCGGCGUCGAGGAGUGUAUCCCAUGUUUCUCAGCAUCUUCCUCUUCUUCAUCGCUUACGCUGUGUCCAUAGUGCUCGCCUUUGGUGACCUUGGCGGGCGGACGACAGCUCACUCUCUCGCAUUUGGUAUCUUGAUUAGCUGGCUUCCGCUUCUAGUCUUGUUCGCCAUUCUCGACAGGAAUCCCAUUUCUGCAGAUCGAUGUCGAACACUCAUCUCUCGUUGGAUGUGGAACGUGGCAGCAGUAAGGCAAUGGGUAAACGACGGAGAUGGUCGGCCAGAACAUCCAAGAUGGUGGCCUCUAGAGAGAGACACAACAACCCAGGGCCAAGGGAAUGCCCAGGUCGACUUCGAUACGUUUAUGUCCGACUUCGUAGGCCAAGGUAGAAAGAUUGGGUACAACGGGCUACCAUACGCGCUUAGGCACAGCGUAUACAGCUCCUUCAGGCACGACCGAACGAUGAAGUCCCUCCGGGAUAUUUCUCACCAGCUAGAGAAGCACCUCAAUAGUCGCCGUCCUAGAUGCUGGUGGAUAAUAGCCUUCACCUCCCUAGGGCUGAUCUGGCUAGAGAUUGGAAUGGCUUUCAUGAUCUCAUUCAACAUCCCAACCGUCGGCAUUGGCUGCAGAUCAGGGUCGUAUCUUAUCUAUGGUGCUCUCAGCAGCGUUACCUGGUUCAUUCACUUGUGGCGCCCAUCCCGUCCCAGGAGAGUAGCCUGUCUUGUAUUCUGCUUGUUGUCAACGGUGGUUCUCGGCUUUAUCGUUUUCGCCGCUUUCAGUGGGAUUAUGAAGAACUGCUUGUGUAGAGGCGGUCUUUCGGGCUACAUGGACUUUGAAAAUGCUGAGUUCUACAGGAAUACAGCCCAUUUCGACGUCGCUACGUGGUGGAAGGCGGCGGCGAUUGUUGCGGCUCUUCCCCUUGUCGUUGGCUUUAUUGCUGCGGUUGUCUUACUAGGGAAACUACAGGGUUUAUGGCAAGCAUCUGAGCAGAGCACUCGGAAUGCCCAGGUCGAUAUGCAAUGGCUAAUAUGA